GAUUGGUCCGCGUUUUAGUGCGACCCAUUUAAACGCGCUUCGUUUUUCAAGUGGUUUGUAACCGUUUCAAAAUGGCGGCUAAUAAUUAUUUGUGACACUUGAAUUUGAAAAUCGAAAUCUUUGUUCCAAAUAACAGUUCAAAACCAACUGAAGCAACAUUCAGACACAAGACAUUGUAAGAUCAUCUCCAGGCCAAUCUUGGUUGUGAGUUGUGGUUGGAUAUCUGUGGUGGACUGUGUAUUGCAAGAUGGCCACGCCGGACAUUGACAUCAUCAAAGAGGUGCCUGGUUAUCGUGUGAUCUUGAAAGCCGUCCUCAAAUCUCAGAUUCAACAACUGAUUGAACAACUUGCAAGUGCCACCAAUGAGGAGUCAAUCAUCCUUACAGCCAGCGUGGCAGAUGGAACCCUGAGUCAUCUCGGCUCAGACUCCGCCAAAGGCUUCCUGGAAGAUCAUGAAGACGUUAAGUCCCAGUUCCUGGGCUUUUGCCUCAAAGCUCAUCAUAGAAAAAAGCAGGAGGAAAAAGAGGCUAAGGAACGCAAAGAACGAGAGGAGGCCCUAAUGCGACUACAGCAACAGAGCACGCCCCUAUAUCUACCUCUUGUCCCCAGGGGAGGGUACAGUCCACGGGGCCCUAGGAACAUGGUACCACAGCAUCAGGGUCCAGUGGGGCGGGGCAGCCCUGGGGUCAAUUCAGGGGUCAGGUUUGACCCUUAUAAGAGACCUGGUAACUACGGCAACAACGGACCUCCUAGCACCAGUCUGACGAGUGUCAAAAAUGAACUGGAUGACAUUUCAAAUCGAAGUGCAGAGAAUACGGGUAAUCAGCUAAUGAGAGAAAAUAUGAAUGUGAAAACUGAGCUAGUGAAUGAGGACAAUUUAUCGGGAUCAGACACAUCAAAUGCGGCUAAUAGUCAGUGUGAUAUCAAUCAAGAAGGGCUGGAAUUAGGGGCAGAUUUCACCAACUUCAUGUCCGAGAAAAGUGAUUCAAAUGCAAGAGUGAAGCUUGAAGCAGCGGAUAAUGAUUUAGAAAUCACGGGUGUCGAGGCUGGUCAGCCCAUGCUACCCCAGGACUGGGGUGCUAAUGUUUCCAUGGGAGCAAACUUUGACCCAACUGGUGCUACUGGUUCCCAGGCAGAUAUGACGGGGCAGCAGGGAUACACAGACACUCUGUUUGAAGGUAAAUUUCGGUGUGAGUUCUGCAGUAAGGGGUUCAAGGCGCGGGCCUGGCUGGAGCGCCAUCGGAGAAUCCACACGGGCGACAAACCCUACACCUGUACCGUAUGUGGACGGGGCUUCAAUCAGAAGGGUUCCCUGAAGAGUCACCAGUUGGUGCAUCUUGGGGAGCCAAUACCCGAAGGCAUGCCUGUGAAUUCUGUGCGAUGCGGUUUCUCACUCCAGCGCUACUUGCACGCCAUCGUAGGACGCACACUGGAGAGAAACCAUACAAAUGUGACAUCUGUGGACGGGGCUUUGCACAGAAAGGACCUUAUUCAUGCUUGUGAAUUCUGUGGGAAACGUUUUCGUACUCCAUCCUUGCUGAUCAGGCAUCGUAGGACCCACACUGGAGAGAAACCGUUCAGGUGUGACAUUUGUGGGCGUGGCUUCGCAGAGAAAGGAUCGUUGAAGAGCCACAGUAUUGUUCAUAUGAAGCGGGACAAACUCCUCUAUCUCUCUACCUCAAAGGUGAAGGCAAGGGAAGGACAUACGGCUGUGAGUUUUGCGGGAAGCAUUUCCGGGUCCCUGUCUGGUUGGAGCGACACCGGAGAACCCACACAGGAGAGAGGCCAUUCAAGGCGUCAGCUGCACCUCUACACGUGUGAGUUCUGCCCAAAGGUGUUCAACGCCCCGGCUUGGCUCGCGCGGCACCGGCGCACACACACGGGAGAGAAACCGUACAAGUGUGAGAUCUGUGGCCACGGAUUUGCGCAGAAGGGCAACCUGCAGGUGCACAGGCUAGUCCACAUGAAAGAUCUACCGGUCCCAGAGAUCAGGUCAGGGGAGAGUGUUCUCAAGAUUUCCUCUAGCGACACCAGGUACUGGUUCUUCCCUGAGUGGGAGACCACAUGUCCAGUCUGCCUCCGUUCAUUCCACAGCAAGUUCAACCUGUCACGUCACAUGACCAUCCACACGGGAGACAAACCAUUUGAAUGUCAGCUGUGUCACAAGCGAUUCACACAAAAAGCAACCCUGAAAUCUCACAUGGUUGUCCAUAUGAGUGGCAGGUUAUAGAGAAGGAAAAACACAAAACUGGCUGAAAUAUAGUGAGCCUUGUUUUGGAAAAACUGGGCUUAAUGCGUGUUCAUUAUGCAGUGUGCACGGGCUAAUCAAGGACGAAACUUUCCACCUAAACUUGAUUUUCAUUUAGAAGAGACCUUCUUUAAACGAGAAAUUCCAUAAAAGCUAAAAGUGUUGUCUUUGAGAAGCCUGUGCUGACAGCACAGCCUUAUAUGGGAUAACACUAGGUUCAAGUGAAGGGAAGGCUUCCAUGGAAGGUUCAAGUGAAGGAAAGGCUGUCCCAUGGUUAUCAAUCUUAUAUUUUAGUGGAAGGAAAGGACAGCUCCAAUGUUACAUUCUUGAAAUGUGGUUAUAGGAGACUGUCCAUCUUAGGUUCUAGAAAAGGAAAAGAUGGCAUCAAAUUGAGCCAAGAUCGUAGAAGGAGACCCUGUAAAAAAUUAUUGGCUUUCCAUUUGACUAGUUGGUUCUAUUUAAGGAAAAUAAUGGAUCACACAUAGCAAAUUAACAUCACCGACCUAGAAAACCUCUAAUUGUCACAAAGCUAUGUGUAUAUAAAUGUUUCCUUAUGCGUGUAUAUUGUGUGUGUAUAUGAAAACAAGUGUUUUAGGUAAAGAUUUGUAUGUAUUCGGUAUCGUUUAUUAUUGUUUUAUAUUGUUUCGAGAACAAAAUAAAAGCGAAAGAAUUUG
Molecule: messenger RNA, 2922 nt
Organism: Dreissena polymorpha
Lineage: Eukaryota; Metazoa; Mollusca; Bivalvia; Myida; Dreissenidae
Product: zinc finger protein 226-like
Exons: 12
Coding region: 248-2230 (660 amino acids)
Biological process (GO): regulation of transcription by RNA polymerase II
Molecular function (GO): RNA polymerase II cis-regulatory region sequence-specific DNA binding; DNA-binding transcription factor activity
Source: RefSeq, a predicted model, not a curated record